AAGUUUCGUUAUGAGGUCACGUCUACGUAUUCCACGUCACGGAAGUCACAGAGAUGAUGAUCCAUUAUCUAAAACAGAGCUGCGAACUUGGCUUAUCGGUCUUGUAAUGUUGUGGUACUUUGCAGGAUACAGACUCAGGACUGUCUUGGACUAAAACAGAGCCGAAAGCUCUCGAAAGCGGAGGCUGAGUUGGUGGGCGAGCCUGCCUGCCGUUUUGCAGGCUAGCUCGCUAGUUUAGUAGCCAGCUGCCUUGGCGACGAGCUGAGUAACGUUAACUAAUCUCAAGACAGCCAUCGAGGCAGCUCGCAGUUAUUUCAUUUUUACUGUCGCCUUGUAUUGCGUAGCCAUGGCAACUCGGCGACUGACCGAUGCCUUCUUAUUAAUGCGGAACAAUGCAAUCCAAAACCGGCAGAUUUUGGCUGAGCAAGUGAGUACAUACGACCCCCGUCGUACCCUGAAUACACGUAGCAAUGCUGCGGAGUUUGAUGAGUUGGCUGAUGACCGUAUGGCCCUGGUGUCCGGCAUCAGUUUGGAUCCAGAGGCUGCUAUCGGUGUCACAAAGAGACUCCCACCUAAAUGGGUGGAGGAAGUGGAUGAGAUUCAGUAUGAAAUCACACGUAUUCGUCAGAAGAUGAAGGAACUGGCCAGUCUGCACGACAAACACAUGAACCGGCCCACGCUGGAUGACAGCAGCGAAGAGGAGCACGCCAUCGAGAUCACUACACAGGAAGUUACACAGAUGUUUCACAGGUGCCAGCGGGCCGUGACUGGGCUGCAGACUCAGAGCCGUCAUUGUACAGAGCAAGAAAACAGGCUGUUGACCAAUGUGGUCUCCUCACUGGCCCAGAGCCUUCAAGAACUGUCAAUCAACUUCAGACACACACAGUCAAGCUACCUGAAACGUAUGAAAAACCGUGAAGAAAGAUCCAAGCACUUUUUUGACUCCGGUCCUCUUGUGGAGGAAGAUGAAGAUAUUGCGCUAUAUGACAGAGGGUUUACAGAUGACCAAUUAGUGCUGGUUCAGCAAAACACAGUACUGGUAGAAGAGCGAGAGAGAGAAAUUCGACAAAUUGUUCAGUCCAUCUCUGACCUUAAUGAGAUAUUUAGAGAUCUUGCUGGAAUGGUUGUUGAACAGGGCACAGUCCUCGACAGAAUCGACUUCAAUGUGGAGCAAGCUUGUGUCAAAACAGACGAGGGGCUGCAGCAGUUGCAGAAGGCUGAACAGUACCAGAAGAAAAACCGCAAGAUGCUGGUCAUUUUAAUUCUCUUUGUCAUAGUUGUUGUUCUAAUACUUGUUCUGUUCGGGACAAAGUUUAGGUGAAUCAUUCCAUGGCCUCUAGGAGGGAACUACCUGUUUGUAUGAGAGAAAUUGAUGUGUGCGUGAGUGGGUAUGCAUGCUAACUUUCAACACCAUUGUUUGAGGGUGGAAAAUUUGUCUAAAAUUUGGAAGGUGCUUAAGUUUUAAAAUACUACACAAAGUGAAGCAAAUAAGGACGCCCCCUUCUGGCUACCGAGUGCAGUGUCUGGAGAUGUUCAUGUCCUCCAGUUUCUUUCAGAGGGCCAUUUGUCUUCAUUUUUCCUGCACAAGCACAGUAAUUAGGAGUGUGUAUGCGAUAUGGCAGCAUGCUCAUCUCAACUGCCCUUGUCAUCUCAUCUGAAGAGUAAACAGGAAGAUAAUGGGAAAAGAUAAGUUAUGCUCGGAAGAUGAUCUUAUCUGCUUGGAUGAAUUCAAAAAAGAAUUUCAAAAGAAUUUCCAGGUCAUAUUUCACCACAUAAUUUUGCCUAAAAGCUUUGUUCAUAUUUUUCCACAUUUUCCUUAGUUAUUUAGUAUUUUUUGCACAUUUUCCUCUCAACUCUCAUUACUGUAAUGCAGAAUUAAAUUAUUUUAAAUCAAAAAGUACAGUUGCAGUAUUACAGUAAUUUUUACUGUAUAACUGGUGCAAAACUAAUGGGAAUCACCAUUGAUAAUAAUGGAAAAUAAAUUAGAAUACAUUAAAAUAACUGAGACUUUAGGGCGGAAUGAGCUUAAUGGUUGUAAAAAUAAUUUCAUGAUGCCUAUUCUUUUGAAUAUUGGGUUAAAUGUCACAUGAACGUGUUUUCUAAAGAUUCACUCACUUCCUUGGGUUCAAUCAACAUCAGUGUGAGCAUCUUCAAUGAAACCUGUCAUAAGCUCCUUUUGAAUCAGACCUUGCUUGCAAGUUGGGAUGUGUGUGUGUGUGUGAGAGAGAAGCACUGACACUCCAGUCAACCAUGGAGGAAUUUAAUGACUGAGGCAAGUGUACUCAAAACAUUUACCAUGUUCAGUUUUUAAAAAAAAAAUUAUAAUUUUUGUGUGAUAAAAUGUGUAAUAUUGGGAUUAUGACGUGUUGAAUGAGCUGAAUGUUACAUUGUCCUUUAUGAGUGUCCAUGACUGAGCGUUAGUUCUUCUGCUCACGUCAGCGGAGGCGUUUUAUGCACCAUCAUGUAGUUGUCCACGUUUUAAUGGCAGAGUUGUUGUCAUUAUAUCAGUAUCAUUUCAGUGAUUUAUUCAGUGAAAAGCAGGAGUGAUUCAUCAAGAUUUUUUGCUUCACUCUGUUCCUUGCCUUAAAGAGUGAACAUUUGUGCGCUGAACUUGGAUGUUUUUAAAGCUUUUCUUGUCCGUUUCAUUAGCUGGUGUUGUCACUACCGUAUCGUUCAGUCUGACCUUUGAACUUAAACUGAACUUUAAACUUCAGUCGGGUCUGCUGACUGACUGUACAACUACUGUUCCCUGUUCAAGAUGAAAUUAUUUAUUUUAGAUGCAAAUGUGUACAGAGUUUAUGGAGUUCUAUUGUUGUCUAUUGGUAGUCCAGAGUCUUUUUUUUUUUGUGUAUUGUAAUGAUUUACUUUUUUCUGUCCUUUCAAAAAUCAAUUCCUGUUGGCUUUUGUGAAGGGUAAUUGCACCACUACUGUAUGAUUAUUUUAUAAAUACAGAGACUGUUUAUUCUUAUUUUAGAAGGUUUUGAAAAAAAUAUAUAACUGCUCAUUCAAGGCUUAAAUCCAUUACAUGUGAUUUACUCCAUGGUUUUGGCAUGAAACCCAGUGUGAAUAUAAUAUUUUUCUGCCAUUAUGGUACUACUGUAUGCUAUCUGAACCUUCUGUAAACGCUGAACAGGUUUUUAAUGAAAUUAAAACAAAUAUAUAUAUAUAAAGAUGAAUGGUGUGUAGUAUUUUAUAAAGGCAUUGAUACAUAUAUUUUAGUUAUUUAAAAAAAUACUGUAGGACUGUGUCAUGAUUUUUCGCUCAACUAAAACAAUCAAAAUUAAUUUCACUAUUUUCUGCUUAACCCUAUAAAGCUGACUGUAUAACAUUUGAUAUGAAUUUCUAAAGCCUCUAAAUUACCAACAUGAUCAAAACUUUGCUGAAAAUCCUGUUGUGCACCAUCUACAAAAUGCCUGUAUUAAUCAACUCUC
Molecule: messenger RNA, 3431 nt
Organism: Onychostoma macrolepis
Lineage: Eukaryota; Metazoa; Chordata; Actinopteri; Cypriniformes; Cyprinidae
Gene: stx16
Product: syntaxin 16
Exons: 9
Coding region: 347-1321 (324 amino acids)
Biological process (GO): intracellular protein transport; vesicle-mediated transport; vesicle fusion
Cellular component (GO): membrane; SNARE complex; endomembrane system
Molecular function (GO): SNAP receptor activity; SNARE binding
Source: RefSeq, a predicted model, not a curated record